This is a messenger RNA of Rhagoletis pomonella (apple maggot), 1582 nucleotides long. Its product is annotated as protein MNN4-like. The transcript has 4 exons. The coding region runs from base 149 to 1039 and encodes 296 amino acids. The record is from RefSeq and is a predicted model, not a curated record. Lineage: Eukaryota; Metazoa; Arthropoda; Insecta; Diptera; Tephritidae.
AGUUAAUGUUCCGAUGAAUGUAGCAUCAGGAGGACCUGGCAGUAUGAUGGUACCACCGCUACGCGCGUCUGCGCCCAUGACUUCCGUUUCUUUGAAAUCGCCAACCGUUUCAGUGCAGGGAUAAAGAGCAGUUGCCGAAAGUGAUAUCAUGGCCUUCUAUACAACUCGGGUUGAUGACAGUGGUAACGAAAUUGAGCGACGCCACUCGGCUCGUAGUUUAGCAAUUUCAGUAGGUGCCAGCAGUACCAGUGCCAGUACCUCUCGCAUCAUCCUAAGUUCACGAAGCUGUGAAACAAAGUCAAGCGUGAGGUACAUAAAUCGUGCUGCUUUUAUUGAAAAAACUCCCGACCAAAGCGAAACAAGUAGUAUAAAUGAAGAUAAUAAACCCCAUCCACCAUCCGAGAAUCACAGUGAUAUAGUUCCACCCUUGGACCUCCAGUCGGAAGAUAAUUACCCUACUACCAGAGACUACACUUUUUCAUAUCGCAAACACUGCGAAGCGGCUAAAAUUGUUUUAAAGCCUGAUUUAGCUUAUGAAACCUGGUUAUCUGCCAAAAGAAAACUUAUAUCAGAUGAAGCUUCCCGUCGACGAAGAGCUGAAGAGCAGAAGCACAAGGAGCAAGAGGCGAGAAAGCGUCUUUCUGAAGAAAAGUUUCACCAAUGGCUGAAAACAAAAUCCGGUCAAACUCGUUCGCGUGAAAAAAUUAAGCUACAGAUUGAACAGGAAGAAAAACCAUCGAAGUCUCUUAUUAGCGAAGAAGAAGCGCAAGCAAAAUUAGAGGCCUGGGAACGUGCCAAACAGCUGGAGGAGGAACGUCGCCGAAAUCUCAAGAAGGAAGAGGAAGAACGACGCCGUUCAAUUGAAGAACAGCGACGUCAAAUGGCGGCAGAGGCUUGGAAAAAAUGGCUUGCUGAAGUGGAUAAGAAACCACGACCGGUUCCUCUCAACCGCGGGAUCUUCACUUUGCGCGGUACAAUUUCCGACAUUUUCGUCAACCCGAACAAGUGGCAAAGCACAAUACCAAUAGAUGAAGAAUGAUUCACUGGAUUGAAAUUUCAGUUUCUUUUAGUGCCUACAUGUCUAGUCUCUUUAACAGAUCCCCAAGGGCCGAUUUAUUACAGGCCCACUAUUUUUUGUUCAAUUAAAAAUUUUAAUAACCAUAUGGUUAAGUACGUAGGACAAAGCAGGGAACAAACAAUACAAGCCAAUUUUUAAACUAAUUGGCAUAGAAUAACUAACUUUUAAAGUUCUUAAAAUUAGUUUAGAAUAAUUUGGACAGAAUGGGAUACAGCAAACCUUAAACAAUGAUGUUAUGUAACAACAUACAAGUUCCCCAAAGUGUGGGAAGUGUUGCUUGAGUGACAGUGCUUGGCCAGAUAUAAAUCUUUUCUUGAAAUCUACGAAACGCUAUUUUGAUAUAUACCUACAUGCAGUUAUUCGCAAAUGCGAUAGAAUUUUGCCGUACAUUUAGACACCAAUGAUGACAGCAGCUCCGGCAACUUGAUCAUAUCGCACGUUUAAUAAUAUAGAGAAUUACUUAAUUUUUAAAUUUGUGAGAAAACGCAAUCAAAGUUUGAUCAA